Molecule: messenger RNA, 731 nt
Organism: Neltuma alba
Lineage: Eukaryota; Viridiplantae; Streptophyta; Magnoliopsida; Fabales; Fabaceae
Product: protein POLYCHOME-like
Exons: 3
Coding region: 38-730 (230 amino acids)
Biological process (GO): regulation of nuclear division; negative regulation of ubiquitin protein ligase activity
Cellular component (GO): nucleus
Source: RefSeq, a predicted model, not a curated record
GAGACCAUCGACAAACCCUGCCGUUCCAAGGGUAAGUAUGCCGGAAUCACGAGACAGACGGCCACAGCCUGUGGACAUAGCGGCAGUAUUCACUAGCCGGCGAUCUGGGGUCAUGGGCAUAGUAGAUGACGAGUUGGAUUCGGCUUUAUUUCGAUCCACGCCAAGUCGAGUGAAUACUGUCUGGACGACCUCAGGACAAGCAGCCGGGUUGGGGGGUAGGCGAGCUGGGGGGAGCGUCAUCGGCAGUUUUGGCAAUCUGAGAAACGGACCACCUACUAUUGACAGGAACAGUCCAUCUUGGACUGAUCGGCGGGGCAGGGUCCGACCAUCGCGGAGCGUGCUACCUUCUUGGUACCCAAGAACUCCUCUUCGUGACAUCACCGCUGUUGUGAGGGCAAUUGAAAGGAGAAGAGUUCGCCUAGGAGAAAACCAAGGACAGCAACCUACUAGUCCAUGUCCGGCAGAUCAAUCUCCUGCAGACUCUCCAAUCCCAACCAUUGGUCACAAGUUCCGGACACCUACUGGUUGUAAGUUGCCAAAAAUUUUACUUGAUAUCACCAAUCAGUCUGAAGAAGGACCAGAAUUUCUAACACCACAGAAGAAGCUCCUUAACUCCAUUGAUAUGGUUGAGAAAGUUGUGAGAGAGGAAUUGCAGAAACUAAAGAGAACACCAAGCGCGAAGAAGGCAGACAGAGAAAAACGAGUUCGUACUUUGAUGUCCAUGCGUUAAC